Pleurotus ostreatus (oyster mushroom) is the source of this 1233-nucleotide messenger RNA. RefSeq lists its product as uncharacterized. Bases 1 to 1233 code for a protein of 410 amino acids. The record is from RefSeq and is a predicted model, not a curated record. Lineage: Eukaryota; Fungi; Basidiomycota; Agaricomycetes; Agaricales; Pleurotaceae. The transcript has 2 exons.
AUGGCUUGGGCAGUCCGCCGCGAAUCCAUCCUCGCGAACGAGCAGAGUCUGCGAAGCCAGGCUGACGGGUCCUUCGGCUGGCUGGAAGCAUCGACAGUCAAUAUCUUUGGCGACGAGAAAGUCAGCAGCAAUCCUGUCGAACGGACGCUAAGCCCUGCUUCUACUAUCUCAUCGGGUCCGUCCUCUGCGAACACCUCGCCUUGCCCUGCCAGCACAAAGGGCACUUUCGACGAUGACAGUGAAUCCGAUGCCGGCUUCGACACCGAUCACUCGCAGUACGAGCCUUAUUACAUCGACAACGAUAAAUACAGCGUCAUCGACGGAAAAGCGUAUAUGAUCCCAACCAUCUCGCAGCCUGUGUUCGGCCAGACCAGCUACCCAGGUCUACCUCAACUCCCGAUCCUCAACAAUGCGCUCAGUCCUAUGGCGGAGGUCAGGCACCUCCCGCAACUUCCAUCCACGCGCACUUCGUCCCCACUCCUGCUUCCUUUCCAGGGAAUCGACUCUCGCAGCCCCUCCCCUUUCCUCCCCCUCCCCGCACCUCUGCCCCCUCGCGAUCUUUCACGCGGAAAGCGAUCUCGCAAUACCAAGACAAAGCGAGCCACGCGCACGCGUCGUACCUCGCUCAUCCUAGCUGAGGACUCUGACCGGGACGCUGAGGGCGAAGCAGACAACGCCUCGGAUGACGGCGAAUGGGUCCCCUCCAACCAGCCCAGGCGAUCGAAGUCGAAGAAGCGAUCUCGCGAGGACCGUUCUUCCCAGUUUGACACGUGGAGCUUCGCGGCGGCUCAGGGCAGUUCGAACACUACUGCUCGGUCUCUCGCCCAGAUCGCCCCGCACGACGUCCGCCCCGCCAAACGCACCCGCACCCGCACCUCCCCCCAAUCCCGCAAUGUCCAGGUCCCGGCACUCUCCCACCCCGAGGACGCGAUCGACGACCUGUCUUUCAAAUGCUCAGAGUGCGGGUGGGUUCAGGAUAACAAGCGGCUGCCUGACUUCAGGCGGCACCUGCUCACCCAUACUCGCCCGGACGAUAGGGAUCAGAGCCGCGGGUGGUGGUGCAAGGGCGUUCUGGCCUCGAGCGUGCCGGGCUUUCGUGGAGAGGCUUAUGAGUUCAAUGGCGAGCUGAGGUUUGGGGGGUGCUUGAGGACAUUCAGCCGGAGAGACGCUUUGAAGCGACACCUAGACAAUCGCAACGUGUGCUGCCUGGGCAGCAUUCAUCAGCACAACUAG